Molecule: messenger RNA, 1835 nt
Organism: Bufo bufo (common toad)
Lineage: Eukaryota; Metazoa; Chordata; Amphibia; Anura; Bufonidae
Gene: MPZL2
Product: myelin protein zero like 2
Exons: 6
Coding region: 98-709 (203 amino acids)
Biological process (GO): cell-cell adhesion
Cellular component (GO): membrane
Source: RefSeq, a predicted model, not a curated record
GUAACUGGAGCCACCAGUACAGGUGGGAAGACCUCUCCCCUGAACCUGUGGAGACAUUCCUCCGGAGGGACAGGCUGCACAACUCCCAGCCACAAUCAUGACUGCUCUCAGCUCCUUUGGUCUAGCCGUCCGGAUAGCCGUGAUCGCUGCAGUCUCUGCAAUAGAGGUAUAUACUUCAAAGGAGCUGCAGGUUAAGAAUGGGACAGAUACCCGCCUGAAGUGUACUUUCAGCUCUUAUGCACCACUGGGCGAUGACGUGACUGUGGCCUGGACCUUCCAACCUCUUUCGGGGGGCAGUAGCGAGUCUGUCUUCUACUUCCAUAGGGAGCCCUUUCCUACUACUAAGGGCCGUUUCCAAAAUCGAGCAGUCUGGGAUGGGAACAUUAAACGCAACGAUGGAUCUAUAAUCAUCAGGAAUAUUCAGCAAACGGACAAUGGGACCUACUUUUGCCAGGUUAAGAAUCCACCAGAUGCUCAUGGAGAAACUGGAGAGAUUAUGGUGAGCGUUGUUGACCAAGUGAAGUUCUCAGAGAUCCUGCUGCUGGGGCUGGUCAUUGGCAUCGGCAGUGUGGUGAUAAUUCUCAUGGUAAUAACCGUGGUAUUGAUUCGCUAUUAUCGCAAGCAGAGGACUCACAGCACGGCCGUGUCGCUGAUGGAAUGUACAGAAAAGUUAAAUGACAAAUCGUGUGAUAAGACUGUGAAUGCAUGACUCCAGGAGAAGACAUCCCUAAGAAAUUCAGAUGCCUCUUCUUAACCAUGUCCUACUGCCUAUGAAAUCUGUGAUGCCUGGCAGAUUAUCAGAAGAAGCUUCCAUUACUGGCAAAUUAUCAAGUUUUGUACUCUUGAAGACAUCCUUCAAAUGUCCUGCUGCAUUUUCUAGAAUCUCAUCAUCCCCAGUUCAGCUACAUUAUUAGCAUUGAUGGUGGUUAGCUAAGGGCCCAGAUAUGGUUUAGGGCCCACUUAUGUCAUCUGUGUUCCUCAGUAUAUUCUUGCCAAAAACAGAAAUUCAUCCUGGUGGACUGAAGAAGGAAAACAUUUCCAUGAGGACUUCCCUCUUUUCGGUUUUUGGCAAAAAUAUAUGGCACCCAGGUUACAAAUAUGGCUGUGUAGAUGAAUGAAUAUGUAGUUUACUAGAAUGGGGCAUUGCUUGUAUAUAAGUGGUUAGAGGCUAUGCUUGUACUGAAAGGAAAUGUAAAGAAAUUUAGAUUUUAUGAACUCCAACAGAUUUAUAAAAAAAAAAAACAGCACACAAGGCAUAAGUUUGGCCAUGUUAGACACCAUUGUCUUCUCUACGCCGUCUUAUGACUGGCAUGAUGUAUACAAAAAAAUGGUACAUGUCGUUAAUAUAUUUGGCACAUUUUAUGACGCCUCUUGGCGCCGCCAAAUUUUCUUGACACAUUUUGAAGCCGUGUCAUUCAUAAAAAGUGUCAAACACAUAAUUCACUUUACACGUGCCAUGUACUCUGUCAUACUUCCCCUCCCACAAGGAGCUAUGUAUUUUUAAUGUCUAGUUGCGCGUUUUUGUUUGUUCAAAAUUUUAAUCAUUUCAUGGAUUUUACUAUUGUUUUGUUGUACAAAACUGCCCUCGGUAAUUCAUAUGGAAGGACGUUCUUAGUCUUUGCUUUUUAAGAUGAAAUAUAGUAAGUUAGUAAGUGUGUGCAAAGUAUUCACAGUGUUUAGAAGUGUGCUGUCGAUUCUAUCUUUCAUAUGCAACAGAACAGUCUGCCAUUUGCGAGAAUUGCAUAGACUCUACAGCAACAAAAUUUAAUUGUUAAUGAGAACUAUUUAGAAAAUUUGGUUAAUUUUGCAUUAAUGAACAACGAAGAAAAAAAAAA